Messenger RNA from Meloidogyne enterolobii, 825 nucleotides. The record is from the annotation of a GenBank genome assembly. NCBI's taxonomy places the organism in Eukaryota, Metazoa, Nematoda, Chromadorea, Rhabditida, Meloidogynidae.
UCAGUCAACUGUUUAGAAUAUACUGGUGGUGUUGUUGGCACAGCGAUCGCCCUUCGUCUCAUUACCUUCCCUCUCUUUGCAAUAUCCGAAAAAUUGGUGGCUAAACGGAUGAUUGCAAAUCAACUUAUUAGGAGACAAGUUUAUGAGGAAGCCGCUGCACAUUAUGGAGAAAAAGCCGUCGUUGAUCCUGAAACUGGUAGAAUGACGUUGGCUAUGCCUGCAAAAAUUUCAAAUUAUGAACAUUUGAGAAGGAAUGCAAAAUUGCAAAAAAUUGAAGAAUUGUGUUAUAAAACCCAAUAUGAAUAUGCUUUGGAAAACAAACUUCAACUCAACCGGAUUUUCAAUUUGAAAAUUUGCACAUUUCCUUUGUGGAUGCACACUGCAAUAGCCUUGAGGACAAGCGUUGAUUUCGAAACUUCCUCAAAAUUUGUUGGCUUUUUGUGGGUGCCUUCUUUUGCCCAUGCUGAUCCCUACAUGAUUUUACCUUUAACUUUUUGUGCUCUAUCUUUCAUAAAUCUUUAUACUGGAAAAUUAGUCCAUGUUGUCUCAUUGCAGUCUACGCCUAAAAAAUUGUUUGCUUAUACCAUGACUGGUUUGACUAUUGCUAUUUCUAUUGGAAUAACUUAUGUGCUUACAGAAAUGCCGGCGAUCCAAUCCCUCUAUAUGUGCACAAUUCUUUUCACAUCAAUUAUCCAAACGUUGGCUCUUAGACAUCCCCGAGUUAAAAAUUUAUUAGGAAUUGGAAGGCUUCCAACAGAUUCAAAAACACCUUUCCGUGAUUUGUUUAAAAGAAGGCGAAUAAUUAUGCCUUCAAAUAUUAUUUAA